Molecule: messenger RNA, 1123 nt
Organism: Tuber aestivum (summer truffle)
Lineage: Eukaryota; Fungi; Ascomycota; Pezizomycetes; Pezizales; Tuberaceae
Source: the annotation of a GenBank genome assembly
CCCAACCCGCAACACCCCCCCUUGCCAUAACUUAGACUAAGCCUCGGUUCGGCUACCGUAUUUGCAAGCAACGGAAAUAUCCGAACUCCCUUGGCCACGUGUAAGACAAGCGAAUUCAACGGUUCCACAACUGUCAUCACCAUCUUUUCCGAAAUCCGUAAUUCCCAACGUCAACCGGCCACCUCUCAGCAUCCGGGUCUAGCGAUACUCCCCGCUCGCUCCCAUUUCAGACACGGUCAGAGACAAACUUGCAAACUGAGAUGUUCGUCACAAGUCCGAAGCUGCGCGUCCGUUCUCCAUCCCCGACAACUGUGGAAUUCACGGUCACCACAGCUCCCAGUCACCUUCUCACGCGCCAGGUGGUAACGUGGAGUACUGUCCUUCUCCGACUGUUGGCAUGCUCCUCAGGGGUUCUACUCGUCCUGCUCAAAUAUUACCCCCCGCAAACCUUCACGUUAAGUGCUCAUGUGCACGCGUACAUCCAUCUGCUGCUGCAAUCCAUCUCCGUGCUCUCUACGCGAAUUCCGUGGCAGUACUUACUACCUGGCGCUGCUGCGGCUCUGUACAUUGCCGUAUUCGCGCCUGGAUACACCGAAGAAUCGCUGCUAGUGAUUAGAGACCUUGGAGUGCAGAUCAGCACAACUACCUGGGGCGGGAGGCGGAGUAGGUUUAUACCUACCAAUGCGGUUAGGGAUCUGUGGAUCCACGAGGGGUUUUGCGGGUUUGAGGUGAGAUUUUAUUUGGCAGUUGUGGUGGAGGGGGAGGAGGGGGUUGUCGUUGUUUUUCCAGUGAGUGUCGCUCUAGAAGGGAGCAAUGGGAGAGGGGCUAAUGAGUUGUGUAUUAGACGUUGCUGCCAAAUAGGAGGAUUCUAGAGUUGGUUUGGAGGGGGGCGAAGGGAUGUCUUUAUGAGCCUAGGAGAGUGGGGAGAUAGAUUCCUGAAGAGUCACGACUAUCUUGGGCCUCUAGUUGGUUAUUGUUCGCGUUUUUUGACGACUUAGUGAUGGGAUCACAAUCAUCUAUACGGUGCCGGCGUUUGCGCUUUUGAGUAAACUUUGUGAGGGCUAGCUGGUCAUGCCAAAGUUACUCGAUAAUAAUAUAUAUUGGAUAUCCCUGGAUUUCUUGG